AUGCCUGGCCCGAGGAUGCCGGCCUGGGGGAUCCUGCCUAUCAUGCUGCCCGCCUUCACCAUCACCGGCAUGUGGAUCGUGUAUGCCAUGGCCCUCUCCAACAACCACAUUUGCCCUGUCCACAACUGGAAUUACAAUCAGUCCUGUGGUGUGGACAGCCCUGGUUCUUGCUGCACCCUGGACCACAUCCCUCUUGUCAGCAAGUGUGGCACCCUGCCUCCUGAGAGCUGCUUCUUCAGCCUCAUCUGCAGCCUGGGCUCCUUCAUGGUCAUCCUGGUGGGGCUGCUGCGCUAUGCCCACCUCCUGCAGUGCCUUGGGCCAUCCCUCCUCAACACCCUGGGGUUGGCCACUGGCUGGGUCUGUGCUGCAGGCCUCACCAUGGUUGGCAACUUCCAGGUGGAUCAUGCCAAAGUGCUGCAUUACAUCGGGGCAGGGGUGGCCUUUCCAACCAGCAUGCUGUUCCUUCUGCUGCAGUCCAUCCUCACCUACCGCAUGGCCAAAACCCGUGGACAGUACUGGACUGGCCACUUACGUAGCAUCCUCACCUCUCUGGCCUUCCUCACCCUUGUCUUCAGUGGUGUGUUUUUCAUCCAGGAGAGCUUCGUGCUGCAGCAUGUGGCAGCCCUGUGCGAGUGGAUGUUCAUUAUUGAUGUCCUCGUCUUCUACGGCACCUUCACAUUUGAGUUUGGGGCCAUCUCCACAGACACCUUCUUGGUCCUGCUGAAAGCCAGUCAGACCCCUAAAAGUUACAAAGGCGAGAGUGGCAUGUCCAGCACAGCCCAAAUCCACAGCCACUCAGAGGGCCUGGCCAUGGCCUGACCCCCAA
Messenger RNA from Indicator indicator, 826 nucleotides. It is a transcript of the gene TMEM150A, whose product is annotated as transmembrane protein 150A. The record is from RefSeq and is a predicted model, not a curated record. Lineage: Eukaryota; Metazoa; Chordata; Aves; Piciformes; Indicatoridae. The transcript is spliced from 7 exons. Bases 1 to 819 code for a protein of 272 amino acids.